AAAGCUCAAAUGCCGGCGCGUUUUUAGAUGUUAAGUGUUUUUGUGAUUAUCCGUGAGUUCGUGAGGCAUCCGGUAUUUUACGUUAAUUUAGUGGUUAAAUAAAUUAUAUUAAACGUAGAUGAGGCAAAUUACGUAACAUCUUAUCACAUCUCUACAUGCAAAGUUUAUUGACUCAAUUAUUUUAAGACAUUUCAUUCAAUUGAUCAACCCAAAGAACCAAUAUAGGAAAAUAAAGGCAAAAAAGGGGAAAAUGCGUUGGAAAGUAGAGGGGAAAUAAUGGGGGAACGCGCCAAAAUGUCUGCCUUUCUUCCUAUCCGGCGGAAAUAAUGUGGGUUUUCCCCUUUUGUCGCUGUCUUUCAAAUGUUGAUGAAUUGUCUAUUUUUCGCCUAAAUACACACCGAAUCGUCUACUUUUUGCCUAAAUAUACGCCGGAUUGCCUGAUUUUCGCCCAAAUACGCACCGGUUUCUCUAGUUUUGCUUGCACUUUGGAAACACCUUCGGCAUAACCCCAAACGUCUCCUGUGUUCGCACUUAUUCCAAUAACACUCCACACGAAAACUGCAAUCCACGUGAUAGAUAGUUCAAAGAAAUGUACGUUUCUUUAAACGUUUAAGGAGAUUUGUUGAAAAGAAAAGCGUAUUGUUGUAUAACAUGAUGAGUAGUUGGCAGAUGCUAGAGCAUCAAUCGUUAUGUAUUUUAAUUGUAAUUGCCAAAUCUUACUGUAAUUUGAAAAGAUCUACAAAAGAAAGAACAAUGGAUGUAUUAUCAGCAAGGCACGUGUACUUAAUUUCAAGUGCAUUUAAAAUCAAACAAGCAAAUUUGCUUGAACAGAUAUCGAUAUCUGUUUUGAUCAGAACUUAAUACGUUAAAAAUGUGAUACUUGUGGUACUAUCUCCUUGUCCUUUUAUGUAUUUUGGUAUUUUAAAUGAGUACUCCCUAGUGUCGUAGAGAACAUCUAUCUUGUACUUUGUAUAUUACUCGUAUUGCACUCUACUGCCAACGUUAUUUGUUUUCUGGUCUACCUGUAUAAGUGUUCAUCUAGGUUCCUGAUACAGAAUAGUGCUGCGUUUUGAGUGCAGAUGUUUGUGGAAGAGAGAAAAUAGGAUGUCCUGAAUUUCUAGAAUGGUAUGGACGAGAGUGGGGAGAGUCCGCUCUCCCUCUCAAAACGCUCCCAUAUGGCCACGCGUAUAUAGCCUCUGCCAGGGAAGUCCUACUCACUGUCUUCUCGUGGCGUAAGAUACUACCACUUCUGUGAAGAAAGUAAAAGGUUAUAGCGGGAUCGCCACUGGCUUCUAUUCUGAGCCAUAUCUGAUAACGUCUCUAGCCACUGUGUAGCACCAUCUCUCGGACCCCAACCAGGGAAUCGUGAAGGACCGACAGAAGCCAGCCCUCUGCAGCUUUCUUUCAUACAACGACCACCUCUCGGCUUUUUCCAGCUUGUCCUAGUGUCGGCAAAUAAUGCACUACGUGGAAUUCUCUGGGACGACAUUCGUAGAACAUGUCCAAGCCACCGAAGUCGAUGUUUCAAGAUGGUGACAUCAAUCGCAUUAUCGUCUCUGUGCCCGGACAAAUAUGAUGAACUAUCGAUGAUUAUGGAAAAUACUUGCUUCGAUUAACAAAUGGCGUGUGAACCGAUCGUCGGUCACCGGCUACCAUGGGACUGCAUCUCCUGACGUUACUCCACUUCUGUGUGGAUCAGACAUUCAGGUUGAAGGCUCCGGGUGUGGCCUCCUAAGAACACCACCUUCGGUUUGGGCACCCGGGCAGUAUCACGGCCCUCACACAUAUCAAAUGAGAUGUGUGGCGCAUAUAUAUUUGGUGCCUCCUCGUACCAUUAUCUGUGUUAAUAUAAAUAAGUAAAUAAAUAAGAUUUCCUCAGUGUUAUAAGAUCCUGGGAAAAUAUUGGGAAAACCCAAAAAACUUAAGAAUUUUUCCAAGACCUGGGGGCAUUUUGGCGUUUUUGUGCCAUUUCCCCAAAAUUGACAAAAUUUUCCUCAAAAUAGGGAGAUCGGGCUUAUGAUGUAUUUGCAGGCUCGUUCACAACAGAUCGAUAUUCGUUUGACUACUUCCUACGUUUCUGUUCUCCAUUCUUCUAGCUAUUUGGACUGAGUUUAUGAGAUUCAACCUUUCUUAUUAUAUACAGGUCUUUUUGCGGCUAGAUCCUGUAUACCUUAUUAAUACUGAAACCAGAGAUAAUGAAACUGGUCCUACUAUCUUUUUAACAGGCUGAUUUCCACUUCUAAUGGUUUUUAUAAAGUAUAGUUACCAAUAAGUCAUUACGUUGAAAACGUUUUGAUUACUUGUAAAUAUGUGGCAGUGUAAAUCCCAUCUUGUUCCAUUGUAGACCAAUGAAGCGUCCCCUUAAAGUUCAGCAGCCCGCUGAUAAUGAGGAAGACGACUCAGAAAGCUUUAAAAAAGUUAGGCGUGUAGUCUGCAAAGGUAAAGCACCAGUCGACGUUGAAUGUGUUGCUAAAGUCAAUUCAGCUUAUGUUUAUUAUGAAGGCGAUGAUAUUUACGAUGCCAUGCUAAAUCAGACUAAUGUUCAAAAUAAUAACAAUAAAUACUACGUUAUACAGCUUUUAAAAGAUGAAAGUAUAAACAAUUACUCAGUCUGGUUUCGUUGGGGUCGAGUUGGGAAAUCUGGCCAAAAUAAACUUGAAAAUUUUGGUAGUAAUUUACAAGCUGCUAAGAGUUGUUUUGAAAAAAAGUUUCUAGACAAAACACUAAAUCAGUGGGGAGAAAGAAGGAAUUUCAUAAAACACAAUGGAAAGUAUGAUAUGGUCGAAAUUGAUUAUGGUGUACAAGUUGGUCUUUAGUAUAUUUUUGUAUUCACUUCUAAGGAUGAAAACGCAACUGCAAAGAAAAAGGUUAAAGAAGUUAAAUCACGACUUCCUGUUGCCGUGCAGGUACUUAUGAAAUUAAUAUGUGACUUUAGUAACAUGGAACAAGUUAUGACUGAACUAAAAUAUGAUUCACGCCGAGCUCCUCUAGGAAAGCUUAGUAAAUCACAAAUUUGUGCAGGUUAUACAGCAUUGGAUAACAUAUCCCAAAUGAUUGGUGCUUUGUCAGCUUUAAGUCAAGCGUGUAAUACUGAAACAGAAACUAAGCCAAGGGGCAGAGUAAAACGUAUCGUCAAAACAAAUGUGGGUGAUAAACGUAAACUUGAAGAACAAUUACUGUUGGCCUGUAAUGAUUUCUAUACACGGAUACCUCACGAUUUUGGUAUGCGUAUACCACCGGUUAUUCGUACAAUGCCUGAAGUCAAAUCAAAAAUUGAACUACUAGAAGCCUUAUCCGAUAUUGAAUUUGCUGUAAAUAUUUUGAAGAAUAAUCAAUCAUCUACUGAAAAUAUUAUUGAUGUAAAUUAUAAACGACUGAAUUGUGACAUUAAACCUCUGCGAUCAACUGAUCCAAUGUAUUCGGUAAGAAUUACACAUACAUGUAUACCGAACUGUUUUAUGUAUCUAUUUUGCUUUCUCAAUUGUUUCAAUGAAUGAAUAAAUAAAUUCACCUCACUCCUUUGGUUGAUUUUAGUGUAAAAGAUAUCGGAAACUGAAAAGUAGUCUGACGUACUCUUUUGAUAUCUCGUUCCACAACUAGUAUUGAUUAAUCGCUCAGACAUAAUAGUGACCGAUAGUUUAUACAAAUCAAAGGUUAUUUCCAUCAAAAACUGACAUAAAAUGGACUGGGUCCUGUGUAGGAUGAUUUUAUGCUAAAUCAUCACAAGACGACUACCUUAGUCAACAGAUACCAGUUGAGUUAUAGGAAUGUCGUAGAAAACACUGAAGGUUUAGCGAUAACCUUUAUCACAAAUUUCACUGUCGUCACUUGUAUGCAUAUUUGAUUCUUUUAUUUAGUACGAGUGAAAUAUAGUGCAACUGAGCACCAUAAAUAGUAUACGCCACACUAAAAAAUAUUUGUAUAUGGGCUAAGAUAAAUUUUCAGCUCCAAAGCUGGAACAAGUGCAGUUUUCUUAGGGAACUACUCUCCGAGCAGUGGAACGUCAUUGAAUCCUGUCCUAUGGUAGACAACGAUCAGGAAUCCUUUCACAAGCCAUUCAUUUCUUUAGGAUCGUCGAACUCAUGUUUUGAAACCAGACUUUCUCAACUCCCUUAACUCGACCCUCUGUAUCCACCAAUCUUGUAAAAAAACAUCGAUAUAGUUGACUAGACUAUAGUAAUCAGUUCACUAGUGACGCACUUCAAGGUGUUCCCGAGGUUCUGGUAAAAAGUCGUGACUAACAGAGUUCAAACCUAUCGGGAUUGUGAAAUACUUAACAACAAUGACAUUGUGUGGUCGUUGCGCUACAUCACAAAUUGAUAGGAGUUGAAAAUAUGUAACAGUGGGUCCCGAUCCAGUAGUUUAAGAGAUUAGGUGUUCACUGCUGGGCCUGAAUGUCUUGGGUGUGUUCUCUAUUGGGUCUUUGUCGACGGUUUAUGGGGAUUCCCAUAAUGGAGCGAAACAACCGUCCUUUGGCUACCUGAUCUUCUAUAAUACUCCCUCUGAGAUCAGUCUGUGGGAAAUUCAAUCUGGAAAUAUUAGUUUUUGAUGUAUUUCGCACAGUUGCUCACAUGACUAUAGUUCUUAUGAUGAAUUAGCCUUGAAUAUUUUGGUAGAAUACAUCAGUGCAUCGCAAUCCCGAGAAUUCUUUUAAAAAAGUGAAACGGACAGUUGCUUAGUACUUAACUUGUUUGUCAGUAGUAGUUAUUUGACAAAUCACAACCCAUACUGUGAAAUUUUACAUCCUUGUUGUCAACUUCAACGUUACAAUAUUCUAACAUUUAUUUUAUCAAUUAAGAAAAUUUCGCGACUUAUUACCUCGGCUACCCAAGCUGAUGUAGGUUAACUAUGUUUCGUUGCAGCUGACAGACGUGCUUUAAGCAUUAAAUUGACUAUUCAGACUUUUGCUCAAGUAAGCUAUAGUGUAGCCAGUUCUUAACUUCAAUCAGUAGGUAAGUCGGUAGUCAGUGAAGUGUAAAUUAAAAAUUUAUUAAUUUAAUUCCUUGUACAUGCCAUUCCUAUUACUUUGACUGUUCAUCGUCUGUCUAAAUGUUAAAUAUUUUUGUUGUCGAAGUUGUUAACCGAUUACAUGCACGAAACACAUGGAGUUACACAUAAUUGGUAUACAUUGGAAAUAUUAGAUAUAUUCGAAUGUCAAAAAUCUGCAGAACAAGGAGAAUUCAAAGAUUACGGGAAUAGGAUGCUUCUUUGGCAUGGAAGUCGUUUAACUAAUUGGGUUGGCAUUUUAGGCAGAGGUUUACAAAUUGCUCCGCCUGAAGCUCCAUCUUCUGGUUAUAUGUUUGGAAAAGGUGUAUAUUUUGCUGAUUGUUCAUCGAAAUCAGCCAAUUAUGUUUAUCCAACACAAGCUAACAAUGUUGGACUCAUGAUUGUUUGUGAGUCCAACCAUGUUCUGAUUUGGGGACUUGUGGAGUGGAGUAGUGUCCAAGAAAUACUAAACAAUGAGAGCAGCUGGGUCGUACUAAGAGAAAUCAAAACAUCUUGAUAGAUAAGUUGUACUAAUACAUAGUUGUAUUUUUGUUCAGACUGUAUUAAACCUUAUAAGCCUUAUUAUUUUACUCGUUUAAAAUGACUAAUUACUGUGAAUGUUUCCUAUCCUUAUUCAAAAAUCCAUCUCAUUUUAUUUUACCAUUUAAAUGAUCAGCAAUCUUUAUCAUUUGUUCUUUUUUAUUGAAAUCAUCUAAGGUCUCAUUAGGUAAACAAAGAGAAUUAUAUCAAUCAUGUUCUAAUGCUCAUGAAAAUCUCGCUGAUUAUCAUAGUGUAAAAGGUGUUGGUAAAUGGCGAACAGAUUCUGCAACAUGGAAAACUUUGAAUGAUGGUGUUAUAGUACCAUGUGGAAAAUUAAUUCAAGCACCUGAAAUUGAAGCAAAUAAAUGUAUUUUACAAUUUAAUGAAUAUAUUGUCUAUUGUGUAAAUCAAAUACGUUUACGAUAUUUACUGAAGGUGAAAUUUAAUUUUGUUCAUUAAAAUAUCUUUGUCAGUAUUGUCCUAUUUGGUUAUUGUUAUUUUUCCCUAAUUUUUUCUCUUUUUACAUACAAAUUUUAUUGACUGUAACGAUCCGUUUUAGUAACUAUGAUGUUUUCGUUUUUUAUAUAUGAUAAGAUUACUGAAAUGUUUUUUUUUUAUUAUUUUGUAUAAUAAAAAUUAUAUACGUAUAAUCUUGAUCAAUGAUUAGAUCUAUUUUUUAUUAUGAGUUGGUUUUCUUUUGUUGUUUAGUCAUAACAGAAGGGUUUUUGUGGAUAUUAUAGUGAUUUCAAUGGUUGAGAUCAUGAGUCAAUUGAGGCUAGAUCACCACAAAAAACCUGGACGGCCGUUUCGUCCUAUUGUGGGACUCCCCAGCACUGUACAUCCACGAUCCGCUCCGCGAGAUUCGAACGCGGGGCCUACCAGUCUCGCGCGGGAGAGCUUAAUCCCUAGACCAUUGAGCCGGCAUCCAACCGUGUUAAUGACUGACUUCAACCAAUCCACGAAAUUGAGCGACUGUUUAGUCAUAAUUUAAUUUUUAAGCAAUUGGUAUAUCUUCCAACAACAUUCUUUAUAUAUCGUCUGUAAAAUCAGUAACUUUUUACAUUACCAAUAACACAAAGAUCAAUAAAAUAGACUAAAACUACUCAUUGCCUUCUCGUGGCGGGGGUGUUGUUUACGAAAAUGAGAGAACGAAAAGCGAAUGUCCGGCGCUUUAACUGGAUCCUAAACCAAUGGUGCACAUGGGCUCCAGUAUCCUGCGGGAACAAAUGGCGUAUGAACCAAUCGUUGGUAACCGGAUACCAUGGGAUUGCAUCUCUUUACGAUGCUCCACUGCCUUGUAGGUUAGACCUUUAGGUCAAAGGCUCGGGGAGUGGCCCCCUAAGAUAACCACCUGCUUCGUUUUGGGCACCCGGGCAGUAUCACAGCCCACACACAAAUGAUGAACUCUAUGUCUAUGGAAACUACUUUUCUCGCUUCCAAAAACCAUCAAUUGAUUCAAAUUAUUAUCAUUACUAUUAUUGUCAUUAUUAAUAUUAUUAUUGCUACUAUUAUUGUCAUUAUUAUUAUUACUAUUAUUAUUAUCCACAUUAUUCACCCUCUUUUAUACUUAUACAGCGGCUCGUCUUUGGUAGAAAUUCGACUGUAUCUAAACGUUCUUGAGUCACUGUCCGAAUGAAAAUUGUAUGUUACCACCGAAUAUGAGUACUGAAGCAGUUUAUCUGAAACCACAUGCGCCAUUCAAACUGGCUGCCUUCAACGUUCGCACACUUAUGCAGGUCGGACAACAGAUAGGGCUGGCUAUGUCUUUGGAAAGUCUUCAUAUCGAUGUCUGCUGUCUAUCUGAGACCCGUAUUCAAGACUCUGGUGAAGUACUAAAAAUUCGCUCUUCAUCUGUCGCGUCGAAAAGCUUGUUUUGCGUGUGUUUAUCCGGG
This is a messenger RNA of Schistosoma haematobium, 7418 nucleotides long. Its product is annotated as Poly [ADP-ribose] polymerase 2. Lineage: Eukaryota; Metazoa; Platyhelminthes; Trematoda; Strigeidida; Schistosomatidae. The coding region runs from base 2913 to 3497 and encodes 194 amino acids. The transcript has 9 exons. The record is from RefSeq and is a predicted model, not a curated record. Gene Ontology annotation, molecular function: NAD+ poly-ADP-ribosyltransferase activity.